GCAUUUCUGUGAUCUCAAAUAAUAUGUUUCUCCAUGUUGGUUCGUCAAGUGCUCUGCUACCGGUAUGGUGAAUCAGAGCCUAUUAUUUCCGUUCCUCCCCUUUCUCAGGAAAAGAAUGGUACAGUCCCAGACCGCACUUUAAUGACUCCUGCCAGGGGGCGUGGCCAAGGCGGGGGGGCGUGGCUAACCUCCCCAGCUCGACCUGGCUGUUUCAGUGGCUGGGAAACCUUGAAAACUGCAGAUCGAGGGAAAGAAACAAGGAAGCUGGUCGUCUGUGGGUCUCACAACUCCCUGGAGAAAAUGAAGCCUCACGUCGUGUACCAGCAGCUGAAGACGCUGCACAGCUCCGAAGAGCCUCAAUUGACUGAGCAGCCCAGACCGGCUCAACACAAGCUCCUCCCACGGGACUCCCACUACAUCUUGGUAACGGCGAUCUUAUCUACAGUGCUGGUGGCAGCCCUUUUGGUCCGGAUGUUCCUCUUUCCCUUCUAUAGUACAGCUUCUGUAGAGACUGUGGUGGCCACCCCAUCCCUAGACAACACAUGCAGCGACCCAUGCAGUGUCACGCUGGUGGAAAGUAUCCCUGAAGGGCUGAUCUACGAUGACAACAGUACCAUCAACCCUUCUAUUUUCGAGGCCUGGAUGAAUGUUUUGGGAGAUGCAAGGAGCACCGUGGAUAUUGCCUCCUUCUAUUGGACCUUGUCGGAUGAGGACACUCAUACCCACGAUCCCUCCUCCAACCAGGGGGAAGAAGUUCUUGCAGAGCUGCUGAAACUGCCCAACCGAGGGGUCUCCUUGCGGAUUGCAGUCAAUCCCCCUUCUGCCCAUAUGCCCUGCAGUGAUCUCCAGAAGCUGGAGGAAAGCGGUGCUCAGAUCCGCAGGGUCAACCUCCCUAGGCUCACCUCAGGAAUUCUACACACCAAAUUCUGGAUUGUGGACCAGACACACCUUUACAUUGGAAGCGCCAACAUGGACUGGCGUGCCCUCACACAGGUGAAGGAGGUGGGAGUGGCUGUGUACAAUUGCAGCUGCCUGGCCCAGGACUUAGGGAAGAUGUUUGAAGCAUACUGGGCCCUGGGCUUGCCCAACGCCACCAUCCCUUCACCCUGGCCAACCAACUACUCCACAACGUACAACAAGGAGACUCCCUUGGCUCUCCAGUUGAAUGGCACGGAUGCCGGGGUGUUUUUCUCGAGUGCUCCUCCAGCCCUAUGUGCAACGGGGCGGACUGAGGACCUCCAGGCCUUGCUUGGUGUCAUUGAUGAGGCUCAGGAAUUUGUCUAUAUUGCUGUGAUGAACUAUUUGCCUACUAUGGAGUUCUCACACCCCAGAAGGUUCUGGCCAGCGAUCGAUAACUUUUUGAGGAAAGCGGCCUACGAGAGGCAAGUACGAGUCCGCCUCCUGGUCAGUUGCUGGAAGCACUCCAAGGGCAACAUGUUCCCCUUCCUGCGAUCCCUAAACGCCAUGCAGGACAACCGGACCCACUACAACGUGGAAGUGAGGCUCUUUGUGGUCCCAGCAAAUGAGUCGGAGGCUAGGAUCCCUUACGCCAGAGUCAACCACAGCAAGUUCAUGGUGACGGACAAGGUGGCUUAUAUUGGAACUUCCAACUGGUCUGGGGAUUACUUCCUCCACACAGCCGGAUCUGCCCUGGUUGUGAAUCAAAGCGACGCCGAGGCUGGGAUCCAGCCCACCCUCCGGGAGCAACUCCAAGCAGUGUUUGAACGGGACUGGGACUCCCAGUACAGCCGGGAACUGAACUCCUUGGGCCAGUGGCAGGAUUCUUGCAGUCCAGUUUAGACCCUACCUUUACUUCCAGCCUUAUAUGAAGACCAGUGUUUGAGAACAGCCAGAGUGACUUCCUUCGAACAUCACCUGAAGACAAGAUCUGGUCAACUUUUGCAAGACAUUGGUUCCACCCUAGAGCUAAGCACAAAGGGGUCUUGCUGGUGUGAAACUUUUGACGGGGGGAAAUGGGUCUUUCUCUCAAAUCCUUGGAUAGGCAGAGAAACAUACAAGCUAAGCAUCAAUGGAAGGGACAUUGGGGGUGGGGUGGGUUGCGGAGAGGAAGAAUCGGGGCUUUGGCUGACACUUGUGUUCCAGUCUGCAACUGUAUCCUCUUGUCUUACAAGAAGCAGCAGAGGCCGAUCAAAUCUCAUGCACAAAUUGGGUAAAAAAUGUUUCAGGAAGGUGAGAAAAAGAGAAGGCAACUGUUUUCUCUGUUGGGACGACUGUAGAAGAGACAGAGAGUGGGUUUAGAUGUUAGAAAAAAUAGAUAUAUGACAAAAGUUUGAAAAGGGUUUAAAGGAAUCAUGGAUGAGGACUUCUCUAGGGAUAGUCCUCCAUUAUUAGAGAUCUCAAAGUUUUAACAGCAUCUGGAAAGCUGUCUCCCACUUUGGGAUGGCUACUACCUUUCAUUUUCAAAGAGCAACAGCAUCUGAAGGCUACCGUAUUUUAGACAUUAUCUUAAGCUGACAUGACUUGUUGGAACAGAUUAUAAUGUCCAGUAAAGUGGAAGGAAGCAGGAAGACUACACUACACUAAACUGAUUUAAUCAAAGGGGUCAUGGCUGCCCUGGGUUUGCAAGACCUGAUGUGGGAUCUUUGAAUUCUCUCAUUCAUAGGGUUGCCCUAAAUCGAAGUCUCAACGUGUUUUUUUUUAAUUGUGUCAGAAACGACUUGAGAAUAUACUGUAAGUCACUUCUGGUAUAAGAGAAUUGCCGUCUACAGAGACAUUGCCCAGGGGACGCCCAGAUGUGUUACCAUCCUGCUGGGAGGGUUCUCUCAUGUCCCCGCAAGCUAGAGCUGACAGAUGGGAACUCACCCUAUCACAGAUUCGAACCUCAACCUUCAGGUCAGCAGUUCAGUUUGCACAAGGGAGGCAAAUAGCAAUAAUAAGCAUGCCAUACUUGGCACCUCCUACUUAAAUUUGCAGAACUAUUGGGAUGUCCCUGACAAUAUAAGAGGAAGGCAGAUAGAGUCCUGUGGCAUUACCAGUAGAGUUGCUUCUACUUCUUUGUUGCCUUGUAUCUGAUUCCAACAAGGGCUCUGUAGUCGUGGCAUCUACUCCCGUUUCUGACUCAAAGCAAUCUUUUGCUUUCUAAGUGGGGUUUUCUUUAAUGGUGGAAGCUACUGACAUGUAUGAAUGGCAUCCUGCAGUUGCACCUACAUCCAAUUUUUGUAUGUAACAUUUGGAAUUAAAAGACCAUUUUCCUUUCAA
This is a messenger RNA of Anolis carolinensis (green anole), 3219 nucleotides long. RefSeq names its product phospholipase D family member 3 (gene pld3). Gene Ontology annotation, molecular function: catalytic activity. The record is from RefSeq and is a predicted model, not a curated record. The coding region runs from base 34 to 1800 and encodes 588 amino acids. NCBI's taxonomy places the organism in Eukaryota, Metazoa, Chordata, Lepidosauria, Squamata, Anolidae. The transcript has 12 exons.